AAAUAGUGUUGUGACUGAGUGAGCAUAUGCAUAGUUUAGCAUGAGUUAAUAAGGUUAUUUAGGUACUUUGAUUGGAUUUUUGAAAGUUUGUGUUUUUGUGCAUUUUCAUUUCAAUUUUAAAGGUCCCAUGAAUAAGUCUGCGAGAUGGUGGAAGUAAGCAAGCAUCUCUUCGACAGCACGUGUAGAGAUGUCCCUUGCAACGUUCUUUUACACCCAUGGGACAAACACUGCAUACCGUCUUACGUUACGACAUAUGCGAACUCCCUUAUGGGGAGCGCAAAGUUUUACUUCGUUAUACACAUGGCCCAAAACUUAAUGAAAGGCAGGAAAAUGCUCAAGCGUGAAGAGUUAAUGAAGGCAGCCGAAUAUUAUGCAAGGUCUACACUCCUCGGGGUACUUGUGAGCGGCACUUGUGGCACGUUCGGCUGCUCAGUAAGGAGGCUUUUAGGCAACAAAUUGACUUAUUACACGUACAUACUCAUACCUAACAUGAUAAACGGAAUAUUCAUUCUUCUCGAACCACCGUCAAGAAGGGGGCUGGUUAUCAAUUUGUUCGCUAACUUGCUUAUAGAAUAUUGGAUGAAGGCUUUGGAAAGAAAAGGCUACAUUUCAAUGACAAGUGCAAAGCAGACAUUUUUGUUUAUGAUCGGUAGCGCUCUCCUUUUCUAUCUUAUGCGGUUAGAAGGUGAUAGAGACGCACGGACACCAAUGCUUUGGCUUUUUACUCCCGAAAAAGUAAGGCGGAAAACGGAUGAAUCAAAUAAUGUUUGCCCUCACGAAGGACCAUGUCGUCCUUUUAUAUUGAAGGGCUUCCUAAAAUACUUCGGAUUCGGCUUCGGGUUCACCAUGCUGCGAGUGUUGGGACCAAGACUGACCACACCCUUGAAGGCUCUGUCUAAGCUGAGGUGGAAGCAUUUGAAUAUGGGGCUGUUCUUCGCUAGUUAUAUCGGUAUUUACAGAGCUGUGAUAUGUUACUUGUGUCGUAAACAUGGGUACGAUUCAGCAAUGUAUGCAUUGCCAGCUGGUUGCCUUGCAGGAUUAUCGUUCUACUUCAAACCUUCCCUGGGGUUUGCGAUAGCGUCAUUGACAGGAGCUUUUAAGCUAUAUUCAACAAUUCUCUACGAAAAGAAAGUCAUACCAGAGAACAUUCCAAUACCUCUACUACUGUACUGCUUCAGCCAGGGAGUGUUGUUCCACGCCCGGUUCAUGCAUCAGCAAGACUGUCCCGCAUAUGUCAUGAAACUUACUAAUAGUGUUACUAAUGGAAUGGAUAAAAUCAUACAUGCAAGAUUGAUGGAAGUCGUGAAGGGGGUACUUUGAAGAAUAAUUAUUAUUUA
Maniola jurtina (meadow brown) is the source of this 1337-nucleotide messenger RNA. Its product is annotated as transmembrane protein 135-like. Lineage: Eukaryota; Metazoa; Arthropoda; Insecta; Lepidoptera; Nymphalidae. The coding region runs from base 145 to 1320 and encodes 391 amino acids. The transcript has 10 exons. The record is from RefSeq and is a predicted model, not a curated record.